Malaya genurostris is the source of this 1217-nucleotide messenger RNA. RefSeq names its product chymotrypsin-1-like. NCBI's taxonomy places the organism in Eukaryota, Metazoa, Arthropoda, Insecta, Diptera, Culicidae. The record is from RefSeq and is a predicted model, not a curated record. Gene Ontology annotation, biological process: proteolysis. The transcript has 3 exons. Gene Ontology annotation, molecular function: serine-type endopeptidase activity. Bases 83 to 886 code for a protein of 267 amino acids.
AUCCAUUCGUUCCCUAUGAUGGACAUCAGUUCUCAAGUGAAGCUCAAUCACAGCAGUUAUAACCCUAAUAAAACAAUUAAAAAUGUGGCUCAAAUUUGCUACAUUAGUACUUCUAGUGCAAAUAAUCUCUGCCGCUCCAGCUAAUGAUAAUCGACGAAUCAUCAACGGCACGGACACAACUAUCGAAGAGUUUCCGUUUAUGAUCUCACUCCGAGCAUCAGCCGGAAGUCACAGUUGCGGAGGAAGUAUCCUGUCAAGUUGGUGGAUCCUGACGGCAGCACACUGCGUAAAUGUUCUUACCUCACCCAGUCUGCAAUCGGUGCAAGUCGGGCGAACGAACAUUUCCAGGCUUGCUGAUGAAUCGGUUUAUAAAAUUGAGUUGGUUAUUCCUCAUCCAGAGUACAAUUCGUCGGACAGUUACGUUAACGAUAUCGCCCUGAUCAAACUGAGAGAACAGUUAGAGUUAGGAGAAACGGUUCAGCCGGUUCUGCUUCCGGCGCCUUGUUUCGAGCUCGAAGAGCCAGACUUGGGUGUAACCUUAAUCGGCUGGGGUUACAACAACGAUGGAGUUGCUUCGACAACUCUACAAAGGGUCGAAUACUAUGUAGUACCGAAUGAGGAGUGCGAUGCCAUUCACGACAACACAAUCUAUCCGAGUCAGAUAUGUGCAGCGGAGCCGGGUGGUGGCAAGGGGCAAUGCAGUGGAGACUCCGGUGGUCCACUACUACAUGAUGGUGUCCAGGUGGGAAUCGUGUCCUGGAGCAUCAAACCGUGCACUAUUGCUCCUUAUCCGGGGGUUUUAACGAAAGUGUCACAUUUUUUGGAAUUCAUUUAUGAAAACACAGAUCUGGAUCCACCACAAUGCGACUUACGACGGUGUACUUAGUAUUGCGAAAGAUUAGAUAAUUGUUGAUUAGUUAUAAAUAGAUUGAUGAGAAUGUCGUUGAAUAAUAGUUUCUUGUUCAAAAAACAAAAUCUAGUUCAUCAGGGAUAGUCCUGAGACCUUUCGUUGACAAGUAGGAUAAAAGCAAAAUUGUUAGAUUUCCCCUGCGUCCGAUAACAGCUCACGGACAGCAAAGUAGCCGCUUAGUCGGAUUUUAAAACUCGUGUGAUUUGAUGAGUGAGCGAAUGGUUGCAAAAUUAGUGAGUCGUUUUCUAUUAAAAUCGUGAGAUCUGCACUCUUCGAAAAAUAAAACCUGCAGUUGACGUAAAUUCAA